Molecule: messenger RNA, 1067 nt
Organism: Salvelinus sp. IW2-2015
Lineage: Eukaryota; Metazoa; Chordata; Actinopteri; Salmoniformes; Salmonidae
Product: golgin-45
Biological process (GO): Golgi organization; Golgi to plasma membrane protein transport
Cellular component (GO): Golgi membrane
Source: RefSeq, a predicted model, not a curated record
CACACAGACAUGAUGCUAACCCACAGAUACAGUKGGACUUCUGUGCUUCACAUAGGAACAUAGAGUUACUGAGAUACACACCACAUUACCAGCGAUAUAGAUGAUGUGUUUGUGUUUUGUCUCUCCCAGGUCUCUGGAGCAGCUGCUGGUCUCUCUCCAGUGGGGUCGACAGCAGACCUACUACCCCAGUGCCCAGCCACUCAGCACGGGAGAACUAGCUCUGGCCAAUCACAAGCUGGCAGAAGCCAUCAACUCCCGCCUGCUGGGUUCGGUAGGGCCUGUAGAGAGCAGCAGUGGAGCCGCGCUGGGGAAAGGAAGACAGGCCUCAGAGCUCCCGAACACCUCACACACGCCUGCUGAGAAGAUGGCCGAGAAGGUGUUGAAGAUCCUGGACCCUAUUUCCUGUUCAGACAACGAGGAAGAAACCUCCCCACUCUCUAUCUCUGACUCCUCCCCCUCGGCCUUCCUGACCAAUAAGAAGAGCAUUGGCCGGUUCCACCCUUACACGCGCUAUGAGAACAUUACCUUCAACUGCUGCGAGCGCUGCAGCGGAGACAUCCUGGUACUCUAGGGGUCAGAGGGCAGGGGUCGUGACCUUUAACCUGGACAGGAACACCAGUCGUCUCUCUCUCUCCGUCGAACCGUCUGGUUCCCACAGCGGUCUCAGAACGGGACCUGACUGGAAGUAUGGCAGAAGCGGACGAAACAACCGCCGGUUUUAAUUGGCUGAUCUCUCAGUCCAUCACCGUCUCAUAACCCUUAGAACCUCCCACUACGUUGUGGGCUUCAGAACGUGAGCAGAGCAAGUGAUUUAAGAACAAGGAAGUUGAGUUCGCGAAAAUCUGAAAGUACUCAUCUUAGAAUAAUUUGGGCUUCUCAAAAAUAAUAUGGUCAAAAUGAUAUAACACGUGUCAAAGUCAUUCACGGACGGCCGAGUGUCUGUGGGUUUUUGAUCCUUCCCUGUACUUGACUGAUGAAUUGAGGUCACUAAUUUAGAAGGAACUCCCCUCACCUGGUUGUCUAGGUUACUAAUUAGUAAGGAACUGCCCUCACCUGGUUGUCUAGGU